AUGAAAACUCCAAGAAGGAAACAUUAUAAUACACAGAGAGAUGAAUCGGAUGUGUGCAGCAGAGAACUGGGUCCGCUGGAAAUAGGAGAGUUGGAAACACCGAAGGAAAGAAGAUCGGCGCCAGUGGCAGCAGUGAGGUACCUGGCGGGUUCUAAAUUCCAGGCAAACUCGCCAGAAGAGUCAGAGUACACGGAAAACUCGGACUACACAGACGCAAGGAGCGAAAAUAGCGAAGAUUUUGUGGACGCGUACAAAAGUGGGCGCUCGAAAUACCAAGUGAAGAAGCAUAGCAGAAGAUACGGAGAGCUGAGACAGGAAUCGCAGGACUCUGAGCAAGUAGGACACCACCAGCCGCAAAAAAGUAACUUCGCAAGAGAGUUUAAGCUCAAGUAUGGCGCGAACGUGACGUCGAACCUGCAGUACUACCACACAGCCAGAGCAACGCAAGACACGUUCCUCCAAAACAUGGACUAUAUCCAUUCGCAGUUCACGAACUUUAACCCGAACUUCAUCAACUUCAACUACGGACACUUCAGUUACCCGAACUACGGAGGACUGAAGAACAGGACGGGCGAGUACUACAGCGCACAAAACCCACCGAUGUACACGUCGAUUCACCACAGACCGAUGCCAGAGUACGGCUACCAGAGGUCGGAAAACAUGCUCCCACUAAAUCAUGAUUACUACAGCAGGUACGACCCACAGUAUAUGAGGCCGCAGUGGAACUACAACCACAUGUCGCAAGGAUACAUGAGAGGAGGGGAAAGCAGCAGGUCGUCGAACAUGCUAGGAGACUACACGCCGAGAUCACAAAACAGAUGCCAGGACGCAUCUCAGCAGUACCAGUGCACGAGGCACAGCUGCAACAGCAGCCACCACGAUUCAAGCUACGACCACAAAAGAGGACAGUGCGAACACGGCCACCAGCACGACUCUCAUGAGUACCACCACCACGCUUAUAAGCGAGAGCACCGGGAUAAGCACCGAGGAAACGACUACAGCCAGAGCGAUUUGAACAGAAGAGACGAGGAGACGAUGAAGCUAGCAAUAGAGAACGCGGUCAAAAACGCAUUUGACAGCUACAUAAAGACGAAUAAGCUUAAGGAAGGAGACGAAACGUGCUACACAGACCCCGCGCCUGCCAUUUACGCAUUUGAAAAGAGCGACGAGACGCUGACGAGCCACCAUCAGGAUCAGAUGUACGGAGAAAAUGAGAUCCAGAAGGUGAUGGACGACGUGGAUUCGCUGACGAACAACGAUAUGAACGAAUCAGAUGUAAAGACAUUUGCAAAGUACGAAGGAGAGAAGGCUGAGGGAUAUAAAAAGGAGAAGGAGGAUCAGAGCAUGAAUAGAAUGUACAUGAGUCAGCUGACGGACUAUAACGACCUGAGCGAAAACAAGUACGACCACGUGGACCUGUUCAUGACGAAGUCGACGACGCUGUACGAAGUGCAAUCGAGUAAGAUGAAGGAGAGUCAGUCACUAGGAGAUACAAUUAGAUACGGAACGGAGGAAGAGUGCGGAAAAGGCGAAUCUGCGAGAAAGGAAAUUGGAAGUAGGCAGGGGUCGAAGGGAAUCUUUAAGCACGUGGACCUGUUCAACAACGACGAGGAGUCGCACGAUGACCAGUACACGGAGGAAAGGAUGACGAAUAGAGACGACGAGGAAGACGAGGACUCGGCAGUGAUGGGAGGAAGCACGUACGAAGUGGAGGCGACCAUGGAGGCAACAGGCUACUACCAAGGAAGCGACUACCAGGACACGAGCUACUACCCGAGCUCGAGUUUUAACCUGAACACGUUCAACAGCUUCAGCUGCCUGAGAAGCAGCAGCUCGAAGAUGGACAUGAAGGACGACGAGGGAGAAGAAAACAUUAACGGGACGACGCUGAGCACGAGUGACCUGAUAGAGUCGAGAACGAACCUGCAAACCCACAACGACGAGUACGAGGGCGAUUACGACGGUAAUUACAGCGGUGACCACAAUAGGAAUGACUACGAUGGUAGUAAAGGAAUUAAUGACACUGCUACAAGUCCCCCUAACAAGUAUGGCGAAGCAGGUGGUAAAUAUGAGUUGAUGAACCAUUGGAAUGGUGAACGCAAUGCAAAUGGCAAUACUAAUAACAAAAAGGCGGAAAAUAGAGAGAUCAUGCUGAGUAAAACAGAGGAAUCGGAGGAAGAAACGAUGGAAACAUACACACAAAAUCGACCAAAUAAAUCUGAGAACACAAGUGGUCUCAGAGGAACUUACACAGGCCUAUUUUAUCAGAGCCAAACACAAAGCGGAAAAAUAACCUCUGAACAUCAAAAAAGUGAAAACGUAAAGAAUAAUUCAAAUUAUUCCACUGCAAAAAGAUCGCAUCCUCGAAAUAUUGAUGGUGUGUCGCACAUCUGCUCCAGAAUUGAGCAGCUGGAGGAAUCCCUGAGAAGAAUAGAGUCACACCUGAGAAGUAAACCGGAAGAAAAAAAUGAAACACGAAAAAGCAUAGAAUUUAAACUGGAAGGCACGAAGGCGAAGCCGCCACCAGCAAAUACACAAAUGGAUCAAGUGUCGGAACUGGAGCUGAUGGAAGGCUACAAAGCGGCGUCAAUGAUCAAAAAGCUGCUGCACGUAAAGUCGAUGGAUUCACUGAUCCCAGCAUUUACAGCGUUCGUGAAGAACAGGAUGGCGUAA
Molecule: messenger RNA, 2673 nt
Organism: Theileria orientalis strain Shintoku
Lineage: Eukaryota; Apicomplexa; Aconoidasida; Piroplasmida; Theileriidae
Exons: 6
Coding region: 1-2673 (890 amino acids)
Source: RefSeq, a predicted model, not a curated record